AGUGUUGUACCUUGUUAUAGAAAAUUUGUUAUAAUAAUAAAAAAGUUCUAAAAACAUAUUUACAGUAUGUACACUUGUACCUUGAUAUAAAAGAAUAUAAUAAUAAAAGUUGUUCUAUAAACAUAUUUACAGUAUGAGUUAAAAGUCUCCAUGUUAUUUAUGUUAUUCAGCCAUGCUUUGAUUUGAGGUAGGGUGAUUUAUUAUAAAGGCCGUUUUCAGGCGAUACCACUUCCUGUUUUACGUUCGUGUACAUGUGUCGGUUACAGUGGUACAGGAGUCAUUGACGAUGUAAGUGGGUCUCCUAACAAGAGAAAUGAACGAUCACACGUGUCUAACCUUUAGGACAAUGUAGUAUUGCUCCGAAUGUUCAUUUACAUUCCUUUAGAGGUCCGUUUUCUCGUGUUAGCACGAUCGCGAAUUAGCAUCUUUCCCCAAACUUGUUACCCUGCCCAGUAUUUCUUGUUAACAUGUAACACGCACACACGUAUAAUAUUUGUAUUUUCAAUAUUUAUACAAAAUCUUCUGCAUGCUAUUUAUACUAUUAGUGUAUUGUUUACAUGUUUGAAACCAUUAUUUAAUGUUCUAAUAAUAAAAUAUGCACUUAAAUGGUUUCACGAUGACGUCAUGAUGGCGCCGCGGAUGGCUGCCACGGUGAGUCGCCCUCUACUACUUUGUCUUAUUUUGUGUGUUUUCUGUGUCCUCUGCUGUCCAUCCCAGAUCACUUUUACCAGAGAAGAAUUGUUAAACAUAGGACAGUCUUCUCCUGGUAUUUAUUUUCUCUCCAGUUUUCUCUGAUCCAGACUGUUUGACGGAGAUUUUAGCCGGAGCCGCGGUGCUCUACAAGCUAGCACGUUGAAGACGACGUGGCAAACGCGCCGCAGCCCUCGUCAAGCUGAGGCAGAGAGGGUUCCGUUCUGCCCUACCAUCAAUUCAUCUGGCGAAUGUCCGCUCCCUGGCGAACAAGAUGGACGAACUGCUGCUUCUCACUUCAAGGAACACGGACUUCAGCAGAUCCGCCGCGCUGUGCUUUAUUGAAAUUGUGGCUUGACUGAUUCUCCCCCCCCACCACGCCAUGGAGCUAGCUGGGUUUCGGCUAAUACGUGCAGACCGCAGCGCGGAGCUCACCGGAAAAUCAAAGGGAGGUGGUCUAUGUUUCUAUAUUAAUGAACGUUGGCGUACUGAUGUAACGGUGUUGAAAGAGUCUUGCAAAGGUUUCCUAGAAACACUUCAUAAACUGCCGGCCGUUCGAUUCACCACGGGAGUUCUCCUCGAUAGUCAUGGCGGCUGUUUACAUUCCACCACACGCACGUGCGAGUGAAGCCACGCAGACCAGAUGACAGACAUGGAGAAACUUCAACCAAACUCACUAAUCAUUGUUCUGGAUGAUUUUAACAGGGCGAACCUCGCACACAAACUCCCCAAACAGACAGCACGUAACGUGUCCCACUAGAGAGGCACAGACACUGGACCACUGCUACACCGUAAUAAAGAAUGCAUACCACCAUGUGGCUCGUGCAGCUUUAGGACUCUCGAACCACUGUCUAGUUCAUCUGAUCCUGGCCUACAGGCAGAAAUUAAAAACUUCUAAGCCUGUGGUGAGGACUGUGAGGAAGUGGACAAUAGAGUCAAAGUAGGGCCUCCAAGCCUGCUUUGACUGCACCGAUUGGGGAGUUUUUGAAGCUGCAACUUCAGACCUGCAUGAACUCACUGACACUGUCACAUCAUAUAUCAGUUUUGUGAGGAUCUGUGUGUGCAGACUAAGACCUUCUGCACAUAUAACGACAAACCUUGGUUUACACCAAAUCUCAGGAGGUUGCGCAAAGUCAAGGAGGAGGCUUACAGGAGUGGCGACCGGGACCUGUUCAAGCAAACCAGAAACACACUGAACCUAGAGGUCAAGAAAGCCGGGAGGUGUUACGGGGAGAGCCUGGAGUGACACCGCUCUGCCAAUCCUGAUCCCUCAACAGUGUGGAAAGGUCUGCAGAGCAUCACGGGCUUCAAGUAACCAACCUGUGUCCUGUGGAGAGCCCAAGGCUUGCAAACCAGCUAAACAGAGGCUGCGCCCGCACUCCAGAUCCGCGAGGAGGAAGUGUGCCAGAUGAUCUGGAGACAAAAGGUCAGGAAGGCACCGGGCCCAGACAGCGUGUCCCCUUCAUGCUUGAAAGUCUGUGCUGAACAACCUUUGCACGGAUCUUCAACCGUUCCCUGGAGCUGUGUGUGAGGUGCCCACAUGCUUCAAGAGCUCCAUCGUAUCGGUGGCCAAGAAGCCCACCAUCACAGGUUUGAAUGACUAUAGACCUGUCGCCCUGACGUCUGUGUUGAACCACCCGAAGGACGUCACGGGCCCCCUGCUUGACCCCCUCCAGUUUGCCUACCGGGCAAACAGGUCGGUGGACGAUGCGGUCAACAUGGGACUGCACUACAUCCUGCACCACCUGGACACCCCAGGAACGUACGCCAGGAUCCUGUUUAUGGACUUUAGCUCGGCGUUCAACACCAUCGCUCCUGACAUCCUCCAACAGAAGGUCAUCCAGCUCGCGGUGCCUGCCUCCACCUGUCAGUGGAUCACCAGCUUCCUGACCAACAGGAGACAGCGUGUGACUCCCCUGUGAAGCUCCUGAAGUAUGCAGACGACACCACUUUCAUCGGACUGAUCCAGGACGGUGAUGAGACUGCGUACAGACAGGAGGUGGAGCGGCUGGUCCAAUGGUGCAGCCAAAACCAUCUGGAGCUGAACCCGCUCAAGACCGUGGAGAUGACAGUGGAUUUCAGACGAGACCCUUCACCACUUUUACCCCUCACUAUCCGCAGUAAUACUAUUCUCUCCACAGACACCUUCAAGUUCCUAGGAGAUAACACUGACUCCCAUCAUGAUGAAGUGCUUUGAAAGGCUGGUCAAAGACCACAUCGUCUCCAGACUCCCCCCGACAUUCGACCCGUUCCAGUUUGCCUACCGGAAGAACCGCUCUACUGAGGAUGCCAUCUCCUGCGUUCUUCACCUGAGCCUGGCUCACCUGGAGGAGAGGAACACCCACGUGCGGUUGCUGUUCCUGGACUCAUUCCACAGCAUCUGGUGGGAAAACUGGAACGCCUGGGCUUCAGCACCCCCCUUCGGAACUGGCUGCUAGACUUCCUCACCACAGACCUCAUUCAGUCCGAGUCGGACAGAACACAUCAGAUGUCAUCACCCUCAGCACAGGCUCCCCUCAGGGCUGCGUCCUGAGCCCCCUGCUGUUCACCCUGAUGACACACGACUGCAUCCCCAGGUUCACCACUAAUCACAUCGUGAAGUUUGCAGACGACACAACGGUGGUGGGCCUCAUCAACGAUAACGAUGACCUGGACUACAGAGUAGAGGUGGAGCAGUUGGUGGGCUGGUGCAGAGACAAUGGACUGAUCCUGAAUGUGGAGAAGACAAAGGAGAUCAUCGUCGACUUCAGGAAGAACCAGCCUCACUACGCUCCACUGAUCAUCAACAGCUCAGCUGUGGAGGUGGUCAGCAGCACUAAAUUCCUGGGGGUCCACAUCACAGACUACCUCACCUGGACUGGGAACACCACGACACUGGUCAAGAGGGCACAGAAGCGCUUGUACUUCCUGCGGAGGAUGAGGAGAGCCCACCUGCCCCCACCCAUCAUGAGGACGUUCUACCGAAGCACCAUAGAGAGCAUUCUGACAAGCUGUCUCUCGGUGUGGUGUGGGGGUUGCAGCGCUUCCGAUUGGAAGAACGUAAGGAGAGUGGUGAGGACAGCAGAGAGGAUCAUCGGGGCUCCUCUUCCCUCCAUUCAGGACUUGUCAUCCCAGCGCUGCGUGUCCCGAGCCCGAAAUAUUAUUAGUGACCCAUCACACCCCCACCAAGGACUGUUCUCCCUGCUACCCUCUGGGAAGAGGUUUCGCAGCGUCCGCUGCAGGUCCACCAGGUUCUGCAAUACGGGGCUGUUAAUCAGUUUCAGCUGCAUUGGUGUCGAUGGAAUUAACAACAGGUUCACUAGAGGGGCAACAACGAGAUGGUCCCCAAAACAGGACUGCUUUUGCAGUGAAGGGCGCAGGGCAGCACUGGACUUCUCUCCAACCGCAGCUUGCUGACCUAAAAGACACGGCUAACGGCUAAUGUGCAAGCGUAUGAAGAGACCUCCACUUCUUCAACUAUAUUGCAUGAAGGUUAUGCUAUGCAACAGCAGGGAGAUUAUGCUUCUCUUUGGAAAAUCUUUAUUUUAUAAUACUUACAGUAAAUUUUAAGUAACAUAUGUAUGCAUUUAUACGAAAUAUCUAUAUCCAAUCUAUCUACUGCAAUUUCACAUUAGAUUGCUGGUUUGAAAUGUACUUUUAUUAGUAUUAUUAUUUGAAUAAACCUUUAUUUUAAAACUUG
Molecule: messenger RNA, 4369 nt
Organism: Syngnathus typhle (broad-nosed pipefish)
Lineage: Eukaryota; Metazoa; Chordata; Actinopteri; Syngnathiformes; Syngnathidae
Exons: 5
Coding region: 3244-4086 (280 amino acids)
Molecular function (GO): methyltransferase activity; 2-oxoglutarate-dependent dioxygenase activity
Source: RefSeq, a predicted model, not a curated record